This is a messenger RNA of Fusarium vanettenii 77-13-4, 1271 nucleotides long. RefSeq lists its product as uncharacterized. Gene Ontology annotation, molecular function: protein tag activity; ubiquitin protein ligase binding. Gene Ontology annotation, cellular component: nucleus; cytoplasm. Bases 165 to 1082 code for a protein of 305 amino acids. NCBI's taxonomy places the organism in Eukaryota, Fungi, Ascomycota, Sordariomycetes, Hypocreales, Nectriaceae. The transcript is spliced from 3 exons. Gene Ontology annotation, biological process: modification-dependent protein catabolic process; protein ubiquitination. The record is from RefSeq and is a predicted model, not a curated record.
CAUAAACCCGACCGCCUCUCCUCAACUCUAUCUUUCUUUCCUUCCUCCAACACUCACUCUCAUCUCAGACUUCUUUGCAGACGAGACCCGCGACUCAUCUCCACGAUACCGCAUCAUCCCAACGACUAUCUUUCCUCCCAAGACAUCCGCUCAACACCGCCAUCAUGCAGAUCUUUGUUAAGACUCUGACGGGCAAGACCAUCACCCUCGAGGUUGAGUCCUCUGAUACUAUCGACAAUGUCAAGUCGAAGAUUCAGGACAAGGAGGGCAUCCCUCCUGAUCAGCAGCGCCUGAUUUUCGCCGGCAAGCAGCUUGAGGAUGGCCGCACCCUUUCCGAUUACAACAUCCAGAAGGAGUCCACCCUCCAUCUCGUCCUCCGUCUCCGUGGUGGCAUGCAGAUUUUCGUCAAGACCCUGACUGGCAAGACUAUCACCCUCGAGGUGGAGUCUUCCGACACGAUCGACAACGUCAAGUCGAAGAUCCAGGACAAGGAGGGUAUCCCCCCCGACCAGCAGCGCCUGAUCUUUGCUGGCAAGCAGCUUGAGGAUGGCCGAACCCUCGCCGACUACAACAUUCAGAAGGAGUCCACCCUCCACCUCGUUCUCCGCCUUCGCGGUGGUAUGCAAAUCUUCGUCAAGACUCUCACUGGAAAGACCAUCACCCUUGAGGUGGAAUCAUCCGACACGAUCGAUAACGUGAAGUCGAAGAUUCAGGAUAAGGAAGGAAUUCCUCCUGACCAACAGCGACUUAUCUUCGCUGGCAAGCAACUCGAGGACGGCCGAACUCUCAGCGACUACAACAUCCAGAAGGAGUCUACUCUGCACCUGGUUCUUCGUCUGCGUGGUGGUAUGCAGAUCUUUGUCAAGACUCUCACAGGAAAGACCAUCACUCUGGAGGUCGAGUCCAGCGAUACCAUUGACAAUGUGAAGUCCAAGAUUCAGGACAAGGAGGGUAUUCCCCCCGACCAGCAGCGACUUAUCUUUGCUGGUAAGCAGCUGGAGGACGGUCGCACCCUCUCUGACUACAACAUUCAGAAGGAAUCGACCCUGCACCUUGUGCUCCGUCUCCGUGGCGGUCAGUAAGCGACCUUCUGGGGAGCGAUGGUUUAUGAUGAGGCGUUUAGGGAAUGAAUGAACUUUGGAACCAGGCGAGCAUUUGCGGCUUGGAAUGACUAGCAUAUCCACCUAGUACGUAGUAUUCAACGGGCGCGCAAAAAUUUUGCGACGCGCCAAUAGACUCAUUUGAGGUCUCAAGAAACAUUGAUUGAUUCA